UGCGCAAAAUAUCUUCCGUGAAUUUAUAUGACAAAGUAAUUAAAAUGUCACUAAUAAAUAAUAGGUAUUUUAAAAAUGAAUUAGAUGAUUAUAAGAGUGGCGCAGUUAAAAUAGACGAGGGUGUCAUCAAACACCAAAUUCAGAAUAUCGUCGAAGAUAUUUUAAUCCAACAACCAGCAAAUUACCGGAAUUGUCGAGGCGGUCUUUAUGUGGGUGAUGCUGGUAUAGCAUACAUGCUAUAUUAUUUAAUCAAGUCAAAUUUAUUUCCUGAAUCUAAUGAAAAGUUCUAUCAACAAGCCCUACAAUAUAUUGAAUCUUCAAAUACAUAUUUAAAAAAGAAACAUUCUGAGGAUGAUAUUGGAUUUCUUCUUGGCAGUACGGGGGUGCAUGCAGUUACAGCUGCUGUAUAUGAUUUAGAUAUUGAACGCAAAUCACUUACAAAAGAUUAUGCUAAGAAAUUUUUGCAGGCUGCAGAGUUUGUGAAAAAUACACAAUGGGAUGAGGUCCUUGUGGGAAGAGCUGGUUAUUUGAGUGGUGCUUUAUGGAUAAAUAAAGUUUUAUCGCAACCUGCUAUUUCUAGUAAUACCUUAUAUUCAAUAUGUGAUAAAAUGGUUCAGUCUGGUAGACAAUAUGCUGCUCAAAAUAGUAGUCCUUGUCCUUUGAUGUACUCUUAUCAUGGCAGUGAAUAUCUUGGUGCAGCCCAUGGUUUGAGUGCUAUUUUACAAAUGCUUCUGUCAGCGCCUGGUUAUUUGGACAAACAUCCCCAAGCCAUGAAAGAAGUGAAAGAAAGUGUUGACUAUAUGCUUUCUGUUCAAAAUUCUGAAGGAAAUUUUCCAUGUACUUUAGAUGAAGUGGGAUAUAAGCGACCAGAAAACAAAGAAUUAGUGCAUUGGUGUCAUGGUGGUCCAGGAGUAGUUUAUCUCAUGGCUAAAGCUUACUUGACCUAUAAAGAUGACAAAUAUCUUCUGUCAUGCUUGAAAACUGGAGACCUUGUUUGGAAUAAAGGGUUACUUCGUAAAGGACCUGGUAUUUGCCAUGGAGUAGCUGGUAGCGGUUAUGUAUUUCUGCUUUUAUACAGAUUAACUGGAGAUCAAAAGCAUUUGCAUAGAGCAAAUAAAAUGGCUGAGUUUAUGAGAUCUGAGCAUUUUAGAGCAAAGGCAAGGACGCCUGAUAGUCCUUAUUCACUCUAUGAAGGAACUGCUGGUACAGUUUGUUUUCUAAUUGAUUUGAUUAAGAAGGAAAACGCCAGUUUUCCAUUUUUGGAUGUAUUCUCGGAUUCUGGAUCUGGCAAUCAUUAAUUUAACAAAAAACUUGAUAACGGUUUU
This is a messenger RNA of Ctenocephalides felis (cat flea), 1325 nucleotides long. Its product is annotated as lanC-like protein 3 homolog. Bases 45 to 1298 code for a protein of 417 amino acids. The transcript is spliced from 5 exons. Gene Ontology annotation, cellular component: plasma membrane. The record is from RefSeq and is a predicted model, not a curated record. Gene Ontology annotation, biological process: carbohydrate metabolic process; peptide modification. NCBI's taxonomy places the organism in Eukaryota, Metazoa, Arthropoda, Insecta, Siphonaptera, Pulicidae.